CUUUUCUUUAAAAGGAAGAAUGGAAAGAAACAUUAAGACUUUUGUUUUGUUUUGCCUUCUUAUUCGUGUGCCAUUACUUUGUGACAUCUUACCGGAAAAGAGAAAAUUGGAUCGGCUCAUAUCAACUAGAUCUACCUGUAGCACAUCAAAAUCAUGUCCUCCCCAGAGAAAUUAUGAAUUGUGGCACUCUCAUUGUAAACACAGUUGUCUUGACGGUGAGAGGUACAUUUGUUUGGAGAAUGAAGAUGGUGAACCAAUUACAGAAUUUUGUGCACCUGCUUCAUUAAAGUGUGAACCUGGCACAAAAGGGGUGUUUACUAUAGACAAUAAUGAUCAUACAAAGGUAGUGAUGACAGUAACACCAUGUCCACAAGAUAGAUACCAGCAACAUUCCUCAAACUGUACAAAUGCGUGUAAAGGUAAUCGUGGUGACUUUACUGGCUUGCCGGAAGAAUUUGUCAUAUACUCUAACGGAAGUUCGGUUGAACCCCCCAAGGUUUAUUGCAACUAUACAGCAGGCUACUACAAUCCAGACAACAGCUUCUUGUUUCCUUAUGAUGAUAGUUUCAUACAUUAUUAUGGUCCAUAUUGUAUACAUGUCAAUGAUAGUGAUCCUUGCAGUAAGGGAAUGAUGCCUCUGCCAAAUAGCAGCUGCGUUGAGCCCUGUUUUGUUGGAUAUGUAAGGGAUGACCAUGAUAAUUUCAUUUGUAAACCACAAUCAAUUAACCCAGUUAAUGUGGAUGGAAAAUACCUCACAACACAGCUUACCACUGUAUUUCAGAGCACUACUGAAGGCAACAAAAAUCAGUCUUGGACAUCAAGAUACAUUUUUGUGAUUAUUGGUGGUGUUGUUGUUGUUGUUGUUAUCGGACUCAUUAUUUUUUUGUGCUGCUUGUGGAAAAGGAAACAAAAAAAUGGAAAUAAUUAUUCAGAUGGAAAUAGGGAAGGAAUAGAGGAAGAGGUGCAGCCACUUCAAGAUAUAGAAGGUGAAACACCAGCUGAUAAAUCGGAAGAAGAAAUUGCUUUUAUAAAUGAAGCAAACGGAAAAAUUGCUAAUGGUACAGGUGCUUUACCAAAGAAGGAAGGAACGAUGGCAAAUGGUACUGAUGCCUUACCAAAGGAAGGAACAAUGGCAAAUGGUACAGAUGCUUUACCAAAGGAAGGAACAAUGGUAAAUGGUACAGAUGCUUUACCAAAGGAAGGAACAAUGGUAAAUGGUACAGAUGCUUUACCAAAUAAGGAAGGAACAAUGGUAAAUGGUACAGAUGCUUUACCAAAGGAAGGAACAAUGCCAAAUGGUACAGAUGCUUUACCAAAGGAAGGAACAAUGGUAAAUGGUACAGAUGCUUUACCAAAGGAAGGAACAAUGGUAAAUGGUACAGAUGCUUUACCAAAGGAAGGAAAAAUGGUAAAUGGUACAGAUGCUUUACCAAAGGAAGGAACAAUGGUGAAUGGUACUGGUGCUUUACCAAAUAAGGAAGGAACAAUGGUGAAUGGUACUGAUGCUUUACCAAAGAAGGAAGGAACAAUGCCAAAUGGUACAAAUGCUAUACCAAAGAAGGAAGGAACAAGGGCAAAUGAUAAAAAUAGAAAUAUCAAAGAUGCAGAGGAUCAGGUGCCACUUCAAGAUACAAAAGUUAACUCAGAUAUAAAUAAAAAUAUUAAAGGUGCAGGGGAACAGGUGCCACUUCAAGAUACAGAGGCUUGUGCAGAAGUUAACUCAGAGAAAAGACCUUUGAAACGAAGAAAUGGAAAGACAGGUGAACUAAAGAAAACAUAUAAUGACACACUUACUCCAACAAUUUUGAAUGCAUUGAACUCUCAGGCAGAGAGUGUUGGAUGCCUCAUUUGUGAAGAGGGUAUUGCUGGGACAGUAUUCAAAGUUGGAACAAAUCAUGCUAUGACAGCCUGUCAUGUUGUUUAUUUCAUUAUCAGAAUAGAUAAAAAUGGUCCAAAUGAGAAUGGCAACUUUGAUUGGUCACAACUGACAUCUGAUAGUGUGUAUGUGAAUUUUAAUGAAUUAAUAACUGACAAGCCAAGGAAAGUAUCCAAAGUAACUUGUGUGUACUUUAAUGAGCAUUUAGAUGUGGCUGUCCUUAAAUUUGAGGAAUGUCCUUAG
This is a messenger RNA of Ruditapes philippinarum (Manila clam), 2119 nucleotides long. RefSeq lists its product as uncharacterized. The coding region runs from base 20 to 2119 and encodes 699 amino acids. The record is from RefSeq and is a predicted model, not a curated record. The transcript has 12 exons. Lineage: Eukaryota; Metazoa; Mollusca; Bivalvia; Venerida; Veneridae.